CUGGUAUUCACAAUUUUUUUUAAUUCCUCCAUCCAUCCAACAUUCACUGAGCACUGGGCUAGGGCCAGGCAUUGUGCUUAGCAUUUGGAAAUUCAGACACACUAAAAUAUACAAACAAGUAGGUGAGACAGAUCAAUAAACCCAUUACAAUAAGUUUCCUGCCAGAGCAAUGUUCAAAGUACAGAAACAACUUGGAGAGAGGAGUGUCGACUACUCCCAGAGAUACUGGAAAGGUAUUAUGGAAAAGCUCGAGCUGCUUAUCUUGUUUUUUUUUUUUUACUUACUACAUUUUAUAACAUACACAAAAAUAGAGAGACUAGUACAACAAAGCUCCAUGCACCCAUAAUCUGGCUUUAACAAUUAGUAACCACUUCUGAUUCAUCUAUACCCCCAACCGCUUCCCUUUAUCCCUUCCUUUUGUUUUGAAGCCAAUCCUAGACAUUUUUAUCAUUUUACCCAUACUGAGCUGCAUUUGAAGAAGGAACUGGAAGUGUCUGGACCUUCCACUAGUAACAUCUUUCUCUCCAUCUAUUCUUCUGCCAGUGACACUACCAGAGUUAACUACUCUCAUUCCUGCCAGUGACUCCAAAGCCUUGGGUAGUUCAGGAUCAAGACCUAAGACUUCAUUGGAGCCUUGGGUGAAGGAAAAGACUGAGCUGAUCUAGUGAAAACACCAUCCUGCCUUAUCUGGAAUGCUGACCACAUUCUUCUGGUCCUUGGUCCUCAUAAAAUUGCCAAUGCUUUAGAACCUUAUUGAGUACAUUACAAAAUGGUGGCUAUAUUUCACAUUCCCACGUGCCCUGAGCAACCUCUGGGGCAACCUCAAACGUCUAGGGCUUGCCCUGCAGGCAGAGCUGACCCAGAGUCACUUUCCGUCAAAACUGAACAUCUGGCUUCUCUAGCUUCCUUCCAUCCCUUCAGCGUUUCCUGUCUCUCGCUAAACGGUAUCAAAAUCCCCGCAGUUAAUUACUCAACGUUAUCCUGGACUCCCCUCCCUCACAAUUCUGUCUAGUCUUUUAGAGCUAUCCACUAUUGUCCACCUCUAUCAUCCCCCUUCCACCCAGACCACCAUUCCCUUCCCUCAAGUACUGCAAUAUUUCAGCAUCAUUCUGCCUUUAGCACCCCCGCCCCAACCCCAUUCUCCAGGCAGCAGCUGAGUGAUCGUUAGAAAAACCCCUGCUCAAGCCCCUUCAUGGUUCAGAACACCUACAGGAAGCAAGACCAACCUCCUUCCUACAGCCAAGGAGACCCUGCAAGAUGUAAGACCUGCCGCUUCCUUCUCCUGCUUCAUCUGCGACACCUCUCUAGGCCGCAACCAAAACGCUCUUUUCAGGGCCUGUUUCUUAGAGUCUCUGUGCUCUUGCCUGGGAAACCGUUUUUCUCUCAUACAUAACGAAAGCUACACCUACUGCGCCCUUGCUUACAUGCGUUAUCGCACAUUAGCCCACAGCCUGUCAUCUUCAUUUUGCAGGAGAAAUUGAGGAUGGGCACCUUACCCAUGAUCACACAGCUAGCGAGUGGAAGAGCCGAGACUCGAGGCUACAGAGGCUACCGGCUUACCCACAAAGUCCUAGUCUGCCCGCACACCCCUCCAACGCCGCAGAGAUCACUCUUAGCUGGCGACAGCCCCUGGCUGCGCGGGGGUGAGGACCGGAGGGUCCCACGGAGGAACGAGGCUUCUGAUUGGCCGCCUCCGGCGACGGCGGGCGAGAAGGAGGGAGCGAGGGCGUGGGGGCGUCGCGGAGAAAUGACGCAAUGCAGCGGCUCCUUAAAGGCACCGGCUCCUCGAGCUACGGAUGGCGCAGGCGCGUUCAGGGGGCUCCCGCUUGUUCAUCGAGUGCUCUGAGCCGGGCCAAGCGGGUGCGCGCGCGCGCGGGCAGUGCAGACGGGGCGCGCGCCGGACGUGGACAGUUCCAGGGGUCCUGCCGGUCAGUGUCGGGAGCGGGACGGGCCCGCUGACUAGCGGGCGCCGCGAUGGCCGAGAGCAGCGCCGUGUCCGACCCUCAGCACGCCGCGCGCUUGCUGCGAGCGCUCAGCUCGUUCCGCGAGGAGUCCCGCUUCUGCGACGCGCACCUGGUCCUCGACGGUGAGGAGAUCCCUGUGCAGAAGAACAUCCUGGCGGCGGCCAGUCCGUACAUCAGGACAAAGUUAAACUAUAAUCCUCCAAAAGAUGAUGGAUCAACCUAUAAGAUUGAACUUGAAGGGAUAUCGGUAAUGGUUAUGAGAGAGAUCCUGGAUUACAUCUUCAGUGGGCAGAUCCGGCUAAACGAAGAUACUAUCCAAGAUGUUGUACAGGCAGCGGACCUGCUCCUGCUGACGGAUCUUAAAACUCUGUGCUGUGAGUUCUUAGAAGGCUGCAUUGCUGCUGAGAACUGCAUUGGGAUCCGUGACUUUGCACUUCAUUACUGCCUGCACCACGUCCACUACCUUGCCACGGAAUACCUGGAGACUCACUUCCGAGAUGUCAGCAGCACAGAAGAAUUUCUAGAACUGAGUCCUCAGAAGCUGAAAGAAGUGAUUUCUCUUGAGAAGUUAAACGUUGGCAAUGAAAGAUAUGUAUUUGAGGCAGUAAUUCGAUGGAUAGCACAUGAUACAGAAAUGAGAAAGGUCCACAUGAAGGAUGUUAUGUCAGCACUGUGGGUUUCAGGGUUAGACUCCAGCUACUUACGGGAACAGAUGCUGAAUGAACCAUUAGUACGAGAAAUUGUCAAAGAGUGCAGCAACAUACCACUGAGCCAGCCACAGCAAGGAGAGGCAAUGCUAGCAAAUUUCAAGCCCCGGGGCUACUCUGAAUGCAUUGUGACUGUUGGUGGAGAAGAAAGAGUUUCACGGAAACCAACAGCAGCGAUGCGAUGUAUGUGCCCUCUCUAUGAUCCUAAUAGGCAGCUUUGGAUUGAACUGGCCCCUUUAAGCAUGCCAAGAAUUAAUCACGGAGUUCUCUCAGCAGAAGGAUUUUUGUUUGUAUUUGGGGGUCAAGAUGAAAAUAAACAGACCCUGAACUCAGGAGAAAAGUAUGACCCAGAUGCGAAUUCAUGGACUGCAUUGCCACCAAUGAACGAGGCAAGACAUAACUUUGGAAUCGUCGAGAUAGAUGGAAUGCUGUACAUUUUAGGAGGAGAGGAUGGUGAAAAGGAGCUGAUUUCCAUGGAGUGUUAUGAUAUUUAUUCUAAAACCUGGACAAAACAACCUGAUUUAACCAUGGUUAGAAAGAUUGGCUGCUAUGCAGCUAUGAAAAAGAAAAUCUAUGCCAUGGGUGGAGGAUCAUAUGGAAAACUGUUUGAAUCUGUGGAAUGUUAUGACCCAAGGACCCAGCAAUGGACUGCUAUAUGUCCAUUAAAAGAGAGAAGAUUUGGAGCGGUAGCCUGCGGAGUUGCCAUGGAACUGUAUGUAUUUGGGGGAGUCAGAAGUCGCGAGGAUAUCCAGGGUAGUGAGAUGGUAACUUGCAAGUCUGAAUUCUACCAUGAUGAGUUUAAAAGAUGGAUCUAUCUUAAUGACCAGAAUUUAUGCAUCCCCGCCAGUUCAUCUUUCGUUUAUGGAGCUGUACCCAUAGGAGCCAGUAUUUAUGUUAUCGGAGACCUUGAUACAGGUACCAAUUACGAUUACGUGCGUGAGUUUAAAAGAAGCACAGGCACCUGGCACCACACUAAACCACUCCUUCCAUCUGACCUUCGCCGCACCGGGUGUGCAGCCCUACGUAUUGCAAAUUGCAAGCUUUUCCGCCUGCAGCUUCAGCAAGGCUUAUUCCGUAUCCGUGUUCAUUCACCUUGAAGAGGAAGCAGAGUAGAAGCAGAGCUCCUGACCAAGUGCACCGUGACAUGGCUUUGCGUGAGGGGAACAGAGAUGGCAGCGAAUCUUGCUCUGCGUGCCAGGCUUCGUAUGGUAACUCUAGUGGCUUUCUAAGGCUUAGAAGCCUGAGCUUCGGCUCUUGUUUGGGAGAGCACGUAACUGUUGAAAAACUACCUAGGAGGAAUCAGUCCUCCAGUUAGUGUCUAUAGACAAAUGGAGGCUAGUGAAUGUCCAAAGGAAGAGGGAAAUGGGAAUCGGUAUAAUGUAAAAUCCUGAAGUUAAAAUACUAAGGUGCAUUUUCCCUGAAGGGAACUCGUAUCUGACUGCUGUGUACCUGGCAUUGGUAAACAAACAAAAAUCCAUAUAUGCAAAUCAACAUAUCUGAACAUACCAAGACUGCUUUUCUACUGCACUUGGGAGGACAUAUGCCUAACCCUGCCCAAAAAUUAAGGUUUGUGCCUAAAAUGUUAGAUUGGACUGUAUGCCAGCUAGUCUCCAGUUACUCCUAGUACUUUGUGCUGAGAAUCUUUUUUAAACUGUAUUAUGAUGAAACUAAGAUAAAAUUUCUCUUUGAUGACAUUCUAUCUUAGUAAAGACUCAAUAAAUUCAUGAGUCAGGUUGCAGCCCUCAUGUGAAUUUAAAGGAAGUUGCUAACUUCUACGUUAAUUUAGAUUAAGGUACGUCAUGCCGUAAUUUCUGGAGUAGUACUCUUGGAGUUGUGAAGGAUCUCAUGCAGUGCCACUCUUCCUUUCCAAUUAAUCAACACCAUUUUAUAAAUAUGAGGAUAUUAGCAAGUAGGAGAUUUUAUAAAAGAAAGACCUGAGUCAGGCAAAUAAUAAAGGUCUGCAGUGACUUAAACAAACAAAAAAAGUCCAGAUAAAAUACAAAGGGAUCAAAAACUUUUUUAAAUAAUCUGUCUGAAAGCACACAAAGUCUUGUUUACUACUGUUUAGGAUUUGAAAACUUGUCUUAGAAUGCAAACAUGUUAAGAAUCUAGUCUUUGUAGUAGAAUUUUCUCAAUGCCGUUCACUAGUAAGAGUUUAGACAAAUUACGUUACAAGUAAAGUUUGGCUGGUAGAAUCAACUACCUCAGCUUAAUUUUAUUCUGUUCAUAGUACAGCAAAUUAAUCUUUUCCUUCUUUCCUAUCUUUCACUUCCAUGCCAACCCACUCUAUUCCACUAACCAUUGGGAGAAAAACAUCUGUCAUUAGUAGCAUUUAUCUUGUAAGAUAUUUUGUUUUCCAUUCAAAUUAUACUAUCUUAGUGUAAAAUUAGGGACUUCAAAGUGCUUGAUUACUUCAUAAUUUGAAUUUUAUGCAAUAUCAGAUUUCUAAUCAAUUUAAUAUAGAAGUCUUCAUUUUUAAUUAUUUUCUACAGCUUUUUUCCUCUUAGAAUAUGGCUCUAAGAAGCAGCAUUUUGUCUUAAUGAUUAAUGUAUAAAUGUAUCCUUUGGUUGUAAAUUUGAGACCAGGAAUUUCUUCUAGAAACUUCCUAUAUGGAAUGUUUAUAUGCUAUUAGCAUGCAUAUGAAAUGUCGCUUAUGUUUUCCCACCAUGAACAGAAAAAGGGGUGAGCGGUGUUUUGUUUGGUUUUUCUUUUUUACACCCAUCAGAAGUCUACACAAUGCUAUAAAAGUUGCUGAAAGGAGCCUUACCCGUGGGGUUUCUAAAGAAUGUUAUGUGUGGUACAUUCACUCUUCAUUCUGGCAGAAGAGUUUGGUAACAGAGGUCUGAGGUUUUUAUCUUCUUUAUCAGAGACUCUAGGCCAGACUUGCCACACAUUCAUGUAACACAAUCAAAUUCGAUUUGUAAAUCAUGACUGGCCCUCUUUUUUUUUUUUUUUUUUGUAUCUUGUACCAGUCAGCCGUUAUCUGCACACUUUGCCAGUGACAUUUUGACUGUCUUUUAAUCAAAGCAAGCUACAUGGCCAUUGCAAAGAAAGAAAACUUUCUCUUUAUAAUUAGACAUGAGAAAACAAAUUGCUGAAAAAGUGAAUUUUCUUUGGUAAAAUACCUUGUGCAGAACACAACCUCAGCAUUCAGAAGCUGUAGUUGAAGUACUUCAAGUAGUAAUUAAUGUCUUAUUAAAGCCAUGACAAUCAGCGAUUCUCUUUUUUUUUUUUUAAUUGAAGUUUAAAAUUCUUCCCAGUCUAUGCCAGGCCUUUCCAAGGAGACAAUUUUUUGUUUAGGAGUGAAUGGGUCCCUAUUGCAAUAUUAUCAGUGCCUGUAUGACUUGAUCAAUUCAUUUUAGAAAGUAGUGUUUUUAUUUUGUUUUUUGAUUUUUUUGUUUUAAAUUAAGUUUAUUGACACAGUAGCUGCAGAAAUUAGGGAAUUUUUUAAAAAUUUGCCACAUAAUAUGGGAUGCAAUAACCAACAAAAGCUACUAAGUGCCAAACUGUUAUUUUACUAUAUAUAAAUAUAAAAAUAUUACGUUGAAGUGUAGGGAUGUAUUUAAUUUUAUUGUGUUCCAAAAUUAGUCAUGACCUUUUUUGUAAAUUGCAGUUAUUUCAGUAUUGUGAAAUAAAUUUUAACUCAUUUCAUGCAGGUUUGUGUUUUAACAUUCCACUUUAUGCCUUGAAACAUCUUUUCUUGAUGAAUUUUUGAUACUUCUUUUUCCAUAAGGCACUUUUACCAGGUGUAUGUUGGAAUUGGCCGCUGAGGAUAGAUCUUAAAAUUUUUAAUAUAAUAUCUUUUGGGGAAGUGCAAUUUAUUUUCCUUAUCCCACCAACAGAAGGAAAGUCGUCUCAGGUUAGAGUAAGUGAAUAAUUAAAGAAUCUCUCCUAUGCUACAAUCUAAAGUAGGUUUGUUUGUUUCUCUGUUUAACACAUCCAAAUGUAGAUUUUUCAAAGAUUUAAGUGUUUAAAAUGAAGUUUUUUGUUCUUUCGUGAUCAUGCUUACAUUCUGUGAGAGGAAAAAGCAAGAGAUGAGAGAGAGAAGGAGAGAGAGACAGAGAGUUAGUUUUACGUGACUUGGUAAAUCUGUCUGUAUAUGUUUACUUUUUGAAUUGUAGUUCCAAACUACAUAUAUUACUGUCUCCUGGUGCUUCAGAUAAAUUCUUGAGCCUGUGGCCCUUCAGUUUAUACUACUGUGUUAAACUCAUGUUGAGUGUAAAUAUUGAUAUAUUCGUAGUUUGUAGUAAGUUUUACUUGGCGUUUGCAUUUCUUUUUUGGAGUGGGAUUAGGAACAAUGUUUACCAACUAGUAGUUGGUAUGCUGUAAAGAUUUGGCCUAAGAAACUUCUAAAUUCAUUGUUUAUUUCAUUAAUUUAUAAUUUCAUUGCUGUGGGGAGUUGAUAGCUAACAGUAGGCUUUUUUCAAACUGUAGCAACCAAAAAAGAACAUUUGGGGGUGUUGGACGCUAUGUUGUUUGUAUUGAAGGGUUCUCUUAUAUUGCACUACCGCUUUAAUGAUGGCACUUUCUUCAGUGGUGCUUUAGAAGUGCCUUUUUUUAUCCUUUGUAAGUGGGGAGGGGGUUCCCGAGGCAAUGUGCAGGAAAUACAUUCUUUAUAUUGACAUGGUAAAGAUAAGGCAGCCUUCACUGUGGCAUCUCAGUUACUCGUGGCAGUAAGUGAGGUCUUUAGAGAAAUGUGUUAGCUGCCUUGGUCCAUUGGCGUUCCAUUUGGUUCCUACUUCAGUGUACCAAACCAGGGAUCCCAAAAUGUUUUCCAAGGAGCGCUAAAACCACCACUGCUGUAUUACCUUCCAGAAUGUUGGCUUUCUUUAUUUAAGAGGAGGCCUCUGUGGUCAGAUGAAGACAUUUGAUUAUCUGGGGGAAAGAAUGAGGUGGCACUUUCACUGCAUCGAUUUAAAAAGUGCUGAAAUCCCCUUAAAAAGCACCCGGUGGAAGGGAACGGGGAAGCUACCCUUCAGUGGCUGCCCCUUGGGCCUGUGAGCCUUGGGGAAGUCAAUGAGAGAGGAGACUCUGGUGCAGAAAAGCCUGCCCUGGGUUUAAUCAACAAAUGUUUAUUGAGUGCCUGCUAAGAAUUCUGCUUGGAUUUCUGGGGAACUGAACAGUGAGGCAGAUGUACUACUGCCUUCCUCCUAGGUUGUAAACUCCUUGUGGGCAGGGGGCCCACCUUAGUCAUUCUCUGAUCUCAGUGCUUAGCACACAGUAAGCAGUCAGUACAUGUUUGACCAAUGAAUAUAGUAUGCUUGUGAUCCAAGUGACGUUCUUCACAGGACUGAAAAGUACUCUCUGGGAGUGACUUAUUUUGCUGGCUUUUUAAAUGAGAGACUUUGUACACAAAUGGGCUGGCCUCGUAAUAGAGUGGGAAACUAGCUAGCACAGAAUGAGAAAUGCAAGUGCCUGACAUAGGUGACAUACAACUCUGUGGUCUCCAUAUGUCCUGUAGGAUUGUUGAGACCCUGUGCUUAGCACACCUACUAACGUUUGUCACAUUUACUGGUGGGUUUUAUUUAUCGCUUUUUAUACGGGGCUCAAAAUCUUUUCCAGAAUGUACUGCUUUGAUCCUCACAUCUCUGUGACGGUGCAGCACUCUCCACUAGACAGGUAGCAGUGUGAGGCCCGGGAGAUGCAGAUUCAUUCCCCACUGCAGAUGGGAAUGGAAACCAAAAGCAGAAUCCAGGCCUUUGGAUUAUCACUUCACCAUUCAGCCUAUUAGACUAUCACUUUAUUUCCUAGGCAUACAAGGAGUUUUAUAAUCAUAUCAGUCAUUGUGGUAUAACUUAAACCCCCAAACAUAUUUUUUUGCAAGUUGCGCAGACGUAAGCUGAAAGAUCUUUGGUUUUCUUUGUCAGUUAACUAUAGGAAAUUUCAGAAUUUACUAGGAUUGUAAGAACAGGAGUAGUAUUUGUUUUUGAAAGCAGCUGUUUUUACUUUAAAGGGCUAAAGCUUCAUUUAUAUUAGGUUGGUGCAAAAGUAAUUGCGGUUUAAAAGGUUAAAAACAAUUACAAAAACCACAGUUGCUUUUGCACCAACCUAAUACUUCCCUUUCUUGCCACAUGUAAUCAGUAGGGGAAAGAAAUUGUGUCUUAGAAUGAUGAGGAAAGUAUUUUGCUAGCUUUUUAAUAAUCCCUGGAGUAGUCUUUGCAGCGGUUCAGAAAUUAUAGAAAUUUAUGGUAUAAAGGUGAGGAAUGACCCCCUUGCCCAUAUUUGAGAAAACCAUGAAUUUAGCUUAAGAGUUUGUCCUGCCUGCUGGCAGUGAAGUCUCAAUAGUGAGUAUUGAGCUAUAGACUUUUUCUAAUUUUUUGUUGUUGCUGUUGGCAAGCCAGCUGAUAACUUUUAAAAUUGCUCGUAUAUUUUUCAGAAGGAAGUCUGUUGUUAUUUUCAUUUUAAACAUAUCAACUUUGUCUCAUUGCAAAAGUUCCAUGUAUGUGACAUCUGAAGAGCUCAGUUAUGACUAUAUUGUGUGGUCCGAUAUAUACAGUUGAGGGAAGUUUUUCUUUUUUAAUUCUAUCAUUGAAGUUCUCUAAGUGAUUGCAUUUUUAAACUCCUUCCCUUUCAAAUAUCUAAUAACAGAAUCUUAGAUAGUUAAAUAUCUACAACAAUGUUACAUAAUUAUCUAGUGAGAAAUGUCUGUUGCCUUCUCUUUUUUAUUUUGAGAUUAAAAACUAAUCUUUAAAUUGCUACUCAGCUGAAAUUUGAGCUAAUUAUAAUUUUGAUAUUAAUGUCCUCAUGGCCCAUAAAAGUUGUUGUAAAUUCUUAAAUCACUGUGACGUGAAUUAGACAAGCUACGAGUAGGAGGAGGAUGGCAGCCUGCAGAGUCUGGCACAUACUGCAUCAGAUGAAAUGGAAGAAGAUGAGCCAGUCAAUAGGACCCGUGUAAAUAAAUAGUCACUUCAAGUAAUUCAGACCCCCCAAGUCCACGUAGGUUCAUCUUGCUUUCUGGUUGGUGAAUUAUGUUUAUUAGAACUUUCUUUUUAGCAUUUCAGUGCAAAUCAUAGGUUUUUAAGUACCUUAUUCUUAUUGUUCUUAUUCAGCAAUUUCAAGUAAACUGUACCUUCGAACCUUGGGUUAUAUUUUUUCAAGUUAAACCAGUGAACUUAGUUUAAAUAUGACUAUACGUAACUUGCUUUAUCAUGUUUCCUGUUUAAUUGGAUGAGAACUACAUGCACUUAUUCCCUUGUUCUUUGUGUUUAUAGGAAAAACUCUGUUCUCAGCUACCUCAUUAUGUAGUGUUGUGCUUGAUCCCCUGCCAAUUUAGAAGAAUUCAACACAUUCUGUCCUUUAACAAAAGCCUGGAAGCAAGCAGUAAGCGGCCUUGAGGAAUACAAUUCUCUAAGGCAUAUUUUCCUUUUUUUUUUUUUUUAAAUAGGCACUUUUAAUCAGGAGGAACAAUAAUUCUCCUAGAGCUGCUGCAAAGUGAUUACUUGAAACUCAACUUGAACUUUAAAGAGUCUUUAAAAGACUAUGUUUUCAUAACGUAGAAAAGUAGUAUAUUUAAACACCACUGCUGUGUAAAACAGAAAGCGUAAUUUCCAUCCUUGUUGGGAUCAGACAGGAAAUUUGUCUAUCUGUAGUUUGACCCAGUGUUAGGAAUUUAGAUGCUUGGGGAUACUAUUUUUGAUUUUCUAUAAGGUGCUAUCGUGAACACUUUAAGGAUCUAUUAAGUGUAUUUUCAUGAAUUUGUUGCCCAAGAAUCUUUCGUUUUGAUGAAAAUAUAGGUUCAUUACUAGAUUCUUCUUCUCUUUUAGUUCUGAUGACUUGGGAUUUUAAAGUGAAACCCUGGAAAUGUUUCCUAAGUGCAGAAUUGAGGUUGGCUGAACACCUAGAAUUGCAUUAUACUUAAAAUCGUGCGUAAUCAGGUUUGUUCUGAGCGUCAGUGGAAUGUUCCACCUUGCUCAUUUCCUGUAUGUGCCUUCCCCACAUGGCACAUGUUGGGCUCUGCCUGCCCAACUUACCUGGCCUGUAAGUUGGGGGGAGCUGUGAAGCCCAUCAGUUCUUGUAGACAGACCUUCCCUUCCAGUGAUUUCUUAUAGGAAUUACUCACUAUCCCUAGUACCCAGAAGAGUCACACCCAUUGCUAAAAACCUAGCCUACUAGGAAUAACUUACAUACGUACCCGGUAAAACCUAAAAACGUAACCGUGUUUAUGCGUUCAUCAGAUUUAGUUUUCCUACGUGUGCUUUUUAGAGGGCUUUUGCGAGGGCCUGCUCCUGACAGUAGAAUGGCAGAGUUUUUCCUCAGAUGGCAGCAGGUCAGCACCAUGUGGGUUUGGCAGCAGGCCCUGAAACAUUUCCUUAAGUGGUUUCCAAGAGAACCCAGGCCUACCCCUUUAAAGUCCCAAACCGUAUUUUAAUUAUUUUGAGGAAAACAUCUGUAAACAUUUGAUGUCCUUUCCCGAGCAAACCUAGUGGUUAUGAACAUGUGUGGGCUUGUGCCAGGCAUAUGUGGGUGUGAAGAUUUCCACCGCUGACGGUUUUGUGACCUUCAGAAGCCCUUUAACCCUGAAGCUGGGUUUCCUACCUGCGGAAGUGGGAUAACAAGUAUUCUCCUCUUAGCGCUGCUGUGAGAAUUCAGUGAAGUGAUGCAGGUGAGAGCUCGGGCUGGUUGGUGCCUAGCACACAAAUGGUGGCGCUGCUUAUCACCAGGGCUGUCAAUUGCCAUUCGUCUCAGCCUCUAGUCACUGGUUAUGUCAGCUACUGGGGGGCGGGGCUGCCCCGCACUCAAUAUCCCCGGCCUUAGUGCUUUCUUCUUUCUCAUGUCUGCUGCCACAUGAUAGACAAGUAAAUGUAUGUUUGUGUAAAUGAGAUUACUUUCUAGACCCACGCUACCACUCUCCUUCUACUUCCCUAAUAUUUAAAUUUGAUUCUAGAUAGCUGAAACUACCCAAAUAUGUGUUUAGAAUAUUUAGAGUUGUUACGAAUAACCCUCAAUUCAGAAUUUGCCUAAUGAAGUCCUCUACUAGUACUUAAAACUCUUUACCAAAGUUACUUUUUUCUUUUUUCCCCAAAUUCUCAAAAGUAAUAGACUAUAGUACUGGUCAAAUAAACAGGAUAUUUUCUAGACCCCUGUUUGAGAUCAGUAGACCUAAACUGUGCUUUCUUAACUUGGAUGUGAUGUGAAGUGAAACUUAAAAACAAGCCAACAAACAAAAUUUUGUGUUACCAGUAUGUGUGUGUGUGUGUGUGUGUGUGUGUGUGUGUGUGGAACUUUUGUACCUUCAAAUAAAGAAGGGUUAUUUAACAAAGUGAUACAAAAGUGAGCUACUUAAUUUUUUUGUACUACCACUUCCUUUCCAGUUCAGGUUAUGGGACUGGUCGAUUCAUCAGUAUGUGAUGUAUCCAGCUUAUCUUGAUUUCAGUAAGACAUUUGUUUUUGAUAAAGUCUUUCUUGAUAUCUUUGUGAAUUAGGAAAGGAAGUAGAAAUAGUGUUGAAAGGGCUGAGAAGUAGACUGAAUAUCCACACGAAGACGGUGUUGAUAAGAAUGGAUCCUUGUGGACGUGGACUGAGGUACUCCAACAGUGUCCGAUUUCAACAUUUUUAUUAGUCACUUGUAUAAAAAAAUAAAAGGCAGUAAAAAGGGAUUAAGUGUUGGGUAUCAGGGUCUGCAGUGCUCUUUACAGUCAAAUAAAAUGACUAAAUAUAAAGUCUCUGUCUAGGUUCAGGAAAGAUAGUUCCUAAUUGAAAAAGAAAAGGGGCAGGGAGUCAUUGAUAAUUUGAACAUACGCCAACUGUUUAAAAAAAUACCAGCACGUGUCUGUGUGGAGGGCUGCUCGCUAGAAAAGGAAGUCUGUCCUGCUACUUCCAUCCGUGCAUGAGCUGUAUUGCUAGGCCCCUGGACUACUGCAUUAAGCGGCCAGUUCCAGGCACCACAGUUUGAGAGACCUGAGCAAGUCAGGAGGCCACCCAAAGGAUGACAGCCAGAGUGACAGGCACUCUGGAAGCUGUAACAGGAACCUCUGACGGCUGAGGCUCUGGCCUAUAAGGAAGUCUUUAGAAUGAGCACAUGAGCUUACUCCAGAGUGCCUAGCUCAGGCCAACAGGCAGAAACUGGAGAGACAGAAUUUUUCUGUCAGUUUUAGAACUUUCAAAUAGAAUUGCCUCGUGAUCAAAUGGAUGCCUUCUGAGGUCUUGAGCGCUCAUCUCUAAAAGCGCUCCCAAGGGUGAGUCCCUGUAGCUCGGACUGGGUCAGUGAGAGAAUCCUUGCACUGUGGCAGGGUAUUGGUUAGGAUCUCCAAAGCUCCUUGCAAACGAGAGCGUCUGAGAACAGUUUAGUAAAAAAGAAAAAAAUACGAUUCUGUACUUGAACUUUUACACUGUUUUUGAGGAGGAGAGUAUUUGUUCCUUUUAACCUAUAUUCUGUCCCCUGUUCUUUCCUCCCUUCCUUUCUUCUCUGCCCACCACAGUUCACGGUCUCUUGAUUGUGGCCCGUGGCCAACAGCUACAACCAUCUUCAGCAGAACUUUCAGAAAUAUAUUUCUAGAGAUUUCCCUGAAACCACAUUGUCAACUAGCACAGUGAUCCUUACUUUUUGUUUUAAAUCUCUUAGUACCUCCGCAGAUUUAAGGAAGCUGAUGAGUAACAGUUCUAUUCUGUCCUUUGAGAAGGAUCUAUACAGGACCUGAUUCCUCAUGGUUUGUCUCUCCCUCUUCUGUGAAGACACACCGCAAUCUGCCCUUAGUUAAGGAGGGAAAGGGAGGGCACCACUGCUGUGUCUCUUCCUGACCCCACCUGCUUUAUGAAAGAUCUGUCCCGAAACAGGAAACAAGUGUAAGCUGGACACGCACCCCAGUCCUUGGGGUAGGCGGGGAGCCAUCUGUGUUUUUCUUACUUGUGUGUGUGUGUUUUCUCCCCAUUUCCUAAGUCAUCUUCACUUACUGAUAACCUUUUGUUUGAACCAGUCUUGUUUUUCCUCCCUAUGUCCUAUCGUGACUACUCAAAGAUACUGCUAAGUAGAAUCUCUCUGAGAAAAUAGGCCCUUCCCGCAGCUGGCACUUCUUUCUGUACCAGUUUAGGGACUUUAGUUAUAAAGUGGAAGACGUUACUUUGGUCAUGUUAAGAGUACUCUUUUUUAUACAUUUUUCUUGGCAAUCACAUUCCCAUCUUGCCUUCUGUUUCUCAUCCCAUACCUCUCCCAGCCUGGUUUUAUAACUGUUUGAAUUAUGUAUUCAAAAAACAAAACAACACAAAGAAAGAGCGUUCUAGUUCCCCAGGCCAUUAACUUAAAAAUAUUUGUUGAAAGGGUCUUCUGGGAGCCCCUGACCUGGGCUCGUGACUAGCACUUUCCGCAGCCAGCACUCCCUGGCUGCAAGAGAGCCAGACCUGUAACCCAGGCCCCAGGUAGCUUCCCAAGUCUGCGCUGCUCUGCUCUUCCCAGGAUAGAACCGGGGGCCAGAGCCUCUCUCCAUCUGAGGCAUCGCCGACUAUAGCUCUGUGGCUCCUUAAGCUCCUUAGACUAGAACAGCCUCCCUGGGGCCCAGGUCAGUCCCACCUUCCACACCAACCUGGGGGCCCCCAAGGCUCCUCUGAGCCAGGAGAGGGAGCUCAGGUGCCACACGUACUACCUCAGCACCAGCCGAGAGGCACUAUGCGGGCCCUAGAGUGUCCGAGGGACGCGCUCACGGUCUGGGCAGCUCCUGGAAACUGGCAUAAGCGAGCUCAGCCAUGGCCCCCUGCAGACCUGCCCGGGCCGCCCCGUGUGGGCUGUGCUCUGCACCAUUCCUGCUGGCGUGUGUGCAUUAGAGCAGUCGGGCCAUUGUGCCCUUCUCGCUUUAGCUCUGACUGAAACACACUGCACUCCAAACUGUGUAUCAACUAAGAAAUUAGAAUUGCUUGUUUACAAUAAGGGAGACCUUUUCUUAUUUUUUUCAAAAGGAAUUUUUGCUUCACAAGACACUCCAGAAAAUAAAUUCAUUAUUAUUAAUCUAGCAUAUGCUCAUUGAAUUUGACUCUUAGGCUUUGUUAAAAA
Molecule: messenger RNA, 14651 nt
Organism: Rhinolophus ferrumequinum (greater horseshoe bat)
Lineage: Eukaryota; Metazoa; Chordata; Mammalia; Chiroptera; Rhinolophidae
Gene: GAN
Product: gigaxonin
Exons: 11
Coding region: 1975-3768 (597 amino acids)
Biological process (GO): cytoskeleton organization
Molecular function (GO): protein binding
Source: RefSeq, a predicted model, not a curated record